Messenger RNA from Naegleria fowleri, 1821 nucleotides. RefSeq lists its product as uncharacterized. Gene Ontology annotation, molecular function: tubulin-glutamic acid ligase activity; tubulin binding; metal ion binding. The transcript has a single exon. The record is from RefSeq and is a predicted model, not a curated record. Gene Ontology annotation, biological process: protein polyglutamylation; microtubule cytoskeleton organization. Bases 1 to 1821 code for a protein of 606 amino acids. NCBI's taxonomy places the organism in Eukaryota, Heterolobosea, Eutetramitea, Acrasida, Naegleriidae. Gene Ontology annotation, cellular component: cilium.
AUGUCAAACAGUUUGGAAUCUCCAUCAAGCAUCAUCACCACCACCUCUACGACGACGACGACUUCUUUCAAAUACUUUCAUUGUAUUCACAAAAACAAGGGAAUUUGUUGGCACUUUCGUCGGAACGGAUUUUGUAAACGUGGAAAAACAUGUCCCUAUGAACAUCUGUUGGAAGAAGGCUUAGAUUUAGAACAUGUUCAAAAACGAAGUCAACAAUUAUUGGAAUAUACAUUAAAGUAUAGAAUGAAUAUUCUCAAUAAUAAUAACAACAUGAAGAAGAAGAAGAAGGAUGAGGAAUUCAUCACUUCAUCAUUAUUGGAUGAAUGUUCUUCCUCCAAUGUUGCAACACAACAACUGAAUCAUCAAGUAAGUUCUCAUGUUGAUGAAUUAAAAUCUCAAUAUAUUUAUUUGGAAAACAUUCAUAAAGAAGAAAAAUUGCAAGAAACACAAAAACACUCGCGAGUAUUAUGUUAUUGGAUUUCAAAGGCAAAAGAAUUAAAAUUAAAAGAAUCGGCUCUUCGGAGAACUUUUGAGGGAAAUGGAUUUACAUUGGUUUCAUCGUUGAUGGAUGAAUCUACUCAUUAUUUGGCAGUAUUUUGGGGUCACACAUUUCCGAGAUAUAAUAUUGUGAAAUGGAAUGAAUUACCUUCAUACACAUUGAUUAAUCAAUUUCCAAAUAGUCAUGAAUUGUGUAACAAAUCUUUGAUGGCUCUUAAUUUUCAGAGAUUGAUCCAGUUGGAAAAUUCUGUAUCACCGUCGUCAUUGAGUAGACGUGAAAAGGUAGAAUUUACAUCCAAAUAUGUACCACCAUCGUUUUAUUUACCCCAACAAUUGGAAUUGUUUUUACAAUAUGCAAAAGAAGAGAGGUUUUCCUCUCAGCAACAACAAGAUGCAACUUUGAAUCAUGGUUCUGGAUAUGUUGACAAUCAUCAAUUUUGGAUUGUCAAGCCACAUCGAUCGGGAGAAGGGCGCGGCAUUACCAUCUAUUCAUCGUAUCGAGAAGUGAUACAACACGAAUUUUCUGACGUGGCUGACAUUAUUUUAUGUGAACACAAUACUGGUAGUGUCACGAUACUGAAUGAGAAUGUCAUGAAACAAAUCAAGAACAAAAAAAUUGUCGUCUCCAAAUACAUUACUAAUCCACUCUUGGUUAAUAACAAAAAGUUCGAUUUGAGAAUGUACGUAUUGGUUGUGGGAAAAAGACAUCAUGAAGAACGAGAUCGAAUUUAUUUCUAUCGAGAUGGUAUUGUAAGAUUUGCCUCAGAGGAUUAUACACUCUCCAAAGAUAACCUCAACAACCAUUUCAUGCACAUUACCAACAACUCGGUCAAUGAUAAGAAGAAUAAGGUUCAGAAUGAAACCAUUAUUGAAAAUUUUGGGUUUUUCUCUAACAUGUACCUGUCAGAUUUGAAAGAUUACUUUCUUCAACAUGAAUGGAAAGAGUUGUGGUGUCGAUUGGACGAACUCGUUUUGCAAUCGAUUCACUCUACUAUUUUAAAUCCUGAAAAACAAGACGAAUUAUUUCACUCGUGUCGUCACAGAUGUUUCCAAUUAUAUGGUUAUGACAUUCUUAUUGAUGAAACGAUACAUCCUCACUUGUUAGAAGUGAAUUUAAUGCCAGAUCUGGCUGGUGUCAAUCAAUCAUUGGUUCUGUCAAAGAAUUAUGGACUCAAAGCAAAAAUGUUGGCCAAUGCUUUGAAUUUGGUAUCCAUUCCAAUCGAUGCCAAUGUUGACUCAAAAGAUACCGUUGUCAUUGACACUACGUUGCCACUAGAAGAGAAUGAGAAGAACCUUCUUGGAGAUUUUGUUCGAUUACAGUGA